Molecule: messenger RNA, 1399 nt
Organism: Oncorhynchus mykiss (rainbow trout)
Lineage: Eukaryota; Metazoa; Chordata; Actinopteri; Salmoniformes; Salmonidae
Source: RefSeq, a predicted model, not a curated record
GGCAAGCAUCAAUUCUUCUCUCUUUUCUGGACAGCUAUCUUCACUCUGAGCAACAGCUCACUCGGUGUAUCAUGUCCCAGCUGAUUAAAUGGUUCAGUAACUUCAGAGAGUUCUACUAUAUUCAGAUGGAGAAGUUUGCCCGCCGGGCCCGAGUGGAGGGGGUUAACAGUGUGAGGGACGUAGCAGUGAGCAGAGACUCGGAGCUCUUCAGAGCCCUCAACAUGCACUACAACAAGGCCAAUGACUUUCAGGUUCCUGACAGGUUCCUUGAAGUGGCUGAGAUCACACUACAGGAGUUUUACAUCUCAAUCUCCCUGGCCAGAGACUCAGACCCAUCCUGGAAGAAAGCCAUCUAUAAGGUCAUCAGUAAACUGGACAGUGACGUACCGGCUGAAUUCAAAGCCCCCCUCACAACAUAGAAAGAGACAGACGGAGGCUGCCGUAUGUAAAAACAAAGUGUAUUUUUCCCUGCAUGGGCCACGUCUUGAAUCGAAGCCAUGCUAAACGUACAACAGCAGGACAGGGUACCCAGUGUUUCAAUAUAUGGUCAACGUGGACGGUUCUGUAAGUCGCUUUGGAAAAACAGUGUAAAGGUAAAUGUUGUUAACGCCAUUUCCCAUUCAGAGGUCCGUCGUGUGAAAUGUGUGGCUGUACAGUAGGCUUCCCAUUCAGAGGUCCGUCGUGUGAAAUGUGUGUCUGUACAGUAGGCCCAUGUCACAGCUGGGUUUUUUUAUUCACAGGAGGAUCGUAGAGCAAAUUGCAAUGUAGUUUUAAUAAAAAUAAAAAAAACAAUGUAUACAAUUUUGAUUGAUAUUGAGGCAUGCGUUACUUACUAUAGAAUCUGUUAUUAAAACCAUGUUGGCGCAUGUGAAUUAAAUUUGUAUUUUUUGCUACAUCAGAUCAAUCUAGCAAUAAUACAAGAGACCUUUCAUUUAGAAUUUUUCAGUGUGCGUCAAUUACGAAGGCAGUUUCAGGCAUGUUAGUGAAUGGGAGGACGGCAUUAUUGCAUUACAUAAUCUAAAAAUGUUUUAAAAGUUUCAAGAGACCACUGAUGGUUUCUAAACUGUUGUAAAGAAACAACUGGACAGACAAAAAAACAGAAUCCACACAAGUACAAAAUCCUUUAAUACACAAUCGGUGCAAGUCAGCAUGCGUUUCAUUCUACUGGCCUGGUGUGAUCAGAACAAUGAAACCUGUAUAACGUGUCAAACCUAAACUCACUUAACACUGACGGCACCCCAAUACCAUUAACUACAUAUUCACUACAUACUGCAUGGACUUUGGCGAAAGGAGGAGACGUCCAGCACAUUUUUUUAUUUUUUUUAAUUUUACCCCUUUUUUCUCCCCAAUUUCGUGGUAUCCAAUUGUUGUAGUAGUUACUAUCUUAUCUCAUUGCUAC